Molecule: messenger RNA, 1637 nt
Organism: Syzygium oleosum
Lineage: Eukaryota; Viridiplantae; Streptophyta; Magnoliopsida; Myrtales; Myrtaceae
Product: WAT1-related protein At1g68170-like
Exons: 7
Coding region: 65-1414 (449 amino acids)
Cellular component (GO): plasma membrane
Molecular function (GO): transmembrane transporter activity
Source: RefSeq, a predicted model, not a curated record
GAGAGGAAGUGUUUCCAUUUGUCACGUUCUCUUAAUUUCUUUCACCACCCCGCUUUCACUCCCGAUGCUUAUUUAUAAACCCCCGUUUUAUCCACCUCUCUCCGCACUCGAAGGGAGACCAAGAACGAUCCAGCCUCAUUUAAAGAAGAGCGAGGGGAACACGAGGAUGGAGGGGAGAGCCAUCAAGAAGUGGAUAGAUGGAGCGAAGCCAGCGAUACUGAUGGUGGUGAUACAGGCAUCGUUCGCUGGAGUGAACGUGCUCUACAAGCUGGCCGCCAACGACGGCAUGAACUUGAGGCUCGUCGUCGCCUACCGCCUUCUCUUCGCCACCGCCUUCAUCUCCCCUCUCGCCCUCUUCUUCGAAAGGAAGAAGAGGCCUAAGUUAACAGGGAUGGUGCUUUUCCAAGCAUUUUGCUGUGGUUUGUUUGGGGGAUCACUGGUACAGAACUUAUACUUGGAAAGCUUAGCACUCACCUCAGCAACUUAUGCUGCGGCCAUGCUCAACCUCGCACCUGCUAUCACAUAUAUCAUGGCCGUUUCCUUUGGGUUGGAAAGGGUGGUAAUAGGAAGGAUUGAAGGGAAGGCCAAAGUGUUGGGGACAUUGAUGGGAAUUGGUGGAGCAAUGGUCCUCACUCUCUACAAAGGAUUUGAGAUCCGGAUGUGGUCGACCCAUGUCGAUCUCUUGCAUCACCACGGUCACCAACCGCAACCGGCCAGCCUCCCUCCGGCCUUCUUGAACCCUGCCGGACAUGGGAGUCAUGUGCUGGGCUCUAUGUUGGCCGUCGGCAGUUGCGUAUGCUACUCUUUGUGGUUGAUACUUCAGACAAAGAUGGCCGAGAGGUACCCAUGCCAUUACUCAAGCACAGCAUUGAUUUCCCUCUUCGGGUCGAUUCAAGCAGUGGGUUUUGCUCUGUGCACAGAGAGAGAUUGGUCUGAGUGGAAGUUGGGCUGGAACAUCAGGCUCCUAACUGUGGCUUACACGGGACUUGUUGCUUCAGGAGUAUGUGUGAGUCUGCUAGGUUGGUGCGUGCACAAGAGAGGACCCUUGUUCGCUUCGGUCUUUACCCCUCUGAUGCUGGUCCUUGUGGCCUUAGCCGGCUCGUUCCUAUUGGAUGAGAAGCUUCACCUUGGAAGCUUACUGGGAGCAGGACUGAUAGUGUGUGGGCUAUAUGUGGUGCUAUGGGGAAAGCGCAAAGAGAUGAGAAGGAUGGACCAACUAGUGAUAGUGCCCUCCAAAAGCAUUACAGAGACCAACUCUUCCAUUCAGAUUGUUAUCACCACCUCCCGUUCCAUUAACAGCAGUAAUGAUAUGGAAAACAACAGUCAUCAUGUAGCGGCUGAUGCUGAUGACAUUCCAAAUCGAGCAUCAUCCAUGGUAAAAGACGGUGUCGCCCGGGAGCUGCCCAAUAAUUGAGGAGGAUGAAGGGAAGAAAAAGCAAAGGUUCAUCAAGUCGGAAAACACAGUACACUCUGUCCGAUGUUCCAUCCAACACAUUGUACAUCUUCUUGACUGCAAUCUUGGGGUUUUUGUUAUCAUAUGUAACUAUUAUAAGUUGUGUAGGCAAUUCUUUCUUUUGGGACUCGAUCCAUUACUAGAUGGGAGAUUACUAGUAGCAGUAUAGCUUGAAUAUGGACUA